AGGAGCCUUUGAGCACAACCGACAAUCGCCAUUUUUGACACGUUUAAGCGAAGCUCAACAUUGUGCGCUAGCGUUACAACCUUUUUUUGAGCUAUUUUCAAUUAUUGGAUAAUCACGAGCGAUGUCUCGUUUUCAUAAUAACCGCGGCGGAAUGGGGAUGAAUCAAUUCCAGCCUCGCCGAGGUGGUGGAGUCGGCGGUCCGAUGCGGGGUAGUAUAAUGGGAAGUCCCAAUUUUAGAAACCACCCUUUUCAGAAUCAGAAUCGCCGGGGAGGACACAAUAACUUCAACCGAGGACAGCAGUCGAGUAACCAGAAGCCACAGACCAACCAGGGCUUGCCAGGCCUUCCACCGCCGACCCCAGGGCCUGCUCUCACUAUGAAAGGCCCGAUGGACAAGCAACAGGAGCCAGAAAAGCCGACAACACCAACAAAGGAGGCGAACAAUCAGCCCAAACAAGAAAUCAUAUCUCCUCAGCCGAACCAGGCCAACAAGAACACACAGUCAACAGUCAAGUCAACAACUCAAAAUGCGAAUGGCCCGCCACAGCAGCAGCAGCCGCAGAAUCAGUCUCCGCUUACAAGUCCCAAGUCAGGCGCUCAGCAAAACCAACAGAAUCAGAAAGGAGGCCCGCAACCAAACCAACAGAAUCAGAAAGGAGGCCCGCAACCAAACCAACAGAAUCAGAAAGGAGGCCCGCAACCAAACCAACAGAAACAGAAGACUGGACAGCAACCGAACCAACAAAACCAGCGAGGAGGUCAGCAACAAAAUCAACCGAACCCGAGGGGAAGUCAACCGCAGAACCAGAGGGGAGGCCAACACCAAAAUCAGCAGAACCAGAGGGGAGGCCAACAACAAAAUCAGCAGAACCAGAGGAUGGGCCCGCAUCAGAACCAGAGGGCAGGUGUGCAGCAGCAAAACCAACAUAAGCAGAAGAUGGGCCCGCAGCAGCAGAACCAACAAAAUCAGAGACCAGGUCCGAAGACGGGGGCCCACAUGAAUACGUUUAAUAAACCGGACCAAUUGCAAACGCAGCAAGAGGCCCCGGGCACAAGCUCGGAACAACGUGAGCCACAGCAGGAAUUCAGGGCGGCACUGUCCAUGUUGCUGAAACCCGGCGAGAAAUCAUACACACAACGCUGUCGUCUGUUUAUCGGCAACCUCCCUAAUGACAUCACAGAGGAGAAUUUUAGGAAGAUUUUUGCCAAGUAUGGAGAGCCCAGUGAGGUCUUUAUCAACAAAGGAAAAGGCUUUGGUUUCAUCCGACUGGAGUCCCGUGCACUUGCCGAGAUAGCGAAAGGAGAAUUGGACGACCUUCCAAUGAAAGGCAGAAACCUCCGCGUCCGCUUCGCCACACACUCAGCGGCCCUCUCUGUGAAGAACCUGUCACCAUUCGUGUCCAACGAGCUCUUGGAGGAGGCCUUCUCCCAAUUUGGAAUGGUAGAGAGGGCCAUCGUCAUUGUUGAUGACCGCGGGCGUUCCACCGGCAAGGGCAUUGUUGAGUUUGCCUCCAAGCCCGCUGCUAGGAAGGCCCUGGACCGGUGUAACGAGGGUGUCUUUUUGCUCACCACGUCACCAAGGCCCAUAGUUGUGGAGCCUCUUGAACAGUGUGAUGAUGAAGACGGACUUCCUGAGAAGCUGGCACAGAAGAAUCCCAGAUAUCAAGUCGAGCGAGAGGAGCCCCCGCGCUUUGCCCGCCCUGGCACCUUUGAAUAUGAGUACUCCAAACGCUGGAAGUCACUGGAUGAGAUGGAGAAGCAGCAGAGGCAGCAGGUGGAGAAGAACAUGCGCGAGGCUCGCGAGAAGCUCGAGAGCGAGAUGGAGGACGCAUACCACGAGCACCAGGCUAACCUCCUCCGCCAAGAUCUGCUGAGACGGCAGGAGGAACUGCGACGCAUGGAAGAGCUGCACAGUCAGGAGAUGCAAAAGAGGAAGGAGAUGCAGUUGAGACAAGAGGAGGAGCGUCGCAGGCGAGAAGAGGAGAUGCUUCACAAGCGCGAAAUGGAGGAACAGAUGCGUCGCCAGCGCGAGGAAAGCUACAGGAUGGGCAACUUUAUUGAUAGGGAGCGAGACAUGAGAAUGAGUGCUGGGGCUGCAGUGGGCAUGGGAGAUAUGUCCUAUGGCGCCGUGAACCCGACCUUCUCCAUGAAUGUAAUGGGAUUUGAGGGGCAGCAGGUAAUGGGAGCAUCUCCAGGAUCCCAGAUGAGCAACGAUAUGCGCGGCGAACGCUUCGCUCAGGGCGGCCCCCGAGGAAUGGGGCCCGGUAACGGCUCUUACAACAGGGUCCGCGAAGAGUUUGACCUUCCCGCUAAAAAACCGCGUUUUUAAACGCUCCUCCCUUGACGCUCCUCGGCGCAGCAUUUUUGUACAAAUUCUUCUAAAACAAGAAACACUCAGACUCCGUUUGUAUUUAAGUUCCAAAUGUUCCAGCAUUUUUGUCUUGAUACUUCCUUUUUAUGACGAGUCAGUAUACUCCUUUUUUUUUAAAUUUUGGAUUGUCGCUAGUACAGUAAGAUUAGGUUUCCCUGUAGUAGUAUUUGACCCCUGUAUAAUUCUUUUCUAGUGUUGUGUUAUGUGCUUCGUCGUGCUUUGUAAUUUUUCUUCUUAAUUCUACAUGGCUGUCACUUCAAGAGCAUGUCACAAUAAAGAUAAAAAAUGGGUUCAAUUUGGCCAAACCUAAUAAUUUAUUCUCACCACGUUGUUCAAAAACAACGAAGCUUGCAUCGUUUUGAUUGUCAACUCUGUGUGUUAUCCCACUCCCAUAAUCUGGACUUUAGUGUCGUCAUAUAACGGGUAAAACGUGCGGUGCUUUAAAUGCAUCGCUCAUACCCCGCAAUCAAAUCGUUCUAAUGCGAUGGUAGUCGGCGGGAGUCCUUCUAUCUAAUAUAAUCCACACUUAAGUGUAACAUAGAGUAUCAAUUUUAUUUUUGUAUUGCCAGAAUAGUUGUGGAAUCUGAAGAAUAUUUUGAUCCCUGGUGCCGAUGAUGCACUUAAUGUCAUCAAACUCCCGCCGAGUCAGGAAUUGAUCCUAUAAUUGGAUGACUGAUAGCAAAAUUCCAAUUUCUCAUUUGUUCCCUGUGCACGCUAUGCAACAAACGCGACUUGACGUGUCAUUCAAAAGUGAGUUGUAGGUAUAGUUGCACAACUUAAUGGCCACCCAAAAGUAUUUUUGCCUUCAUCCGAUCCGCGAACUUGACAAGGAGACUGGCCAAGGAAAGCAGUUGUCGUUAUAAUGCUAGAUGUCAUAAUUUUAGUUGACUGAUUAUCGUCCUUCAAAGCAAAAUUAAAUUUACAGCUCUGCUGUUGUGCGCGACACGUAGAACCAGAUUUCACACAUGCAGGCAUUCAAGGACGAUGCCUUGCUCCAGGGCACCUUGACUGAGCCAGCAAACCAGGCUUGCAUAUCUCCAACAACUAUUUGCUGUUGUUGCAUUUUUUUGUUGUUGUCUGCAGCGUGACCUCAACCCGUGACCCUUGGGCUCCAAAGCACAAGUCCGCACUCUUCGACAUGCAUUUAUUUGUGUGGAGUGCUCACAAGCUUGAAAGACUUUCCGUAUCGAGUCGUGCUCCUUUUCACUUGCCAGAUUUCAGAAGACAAGAUGUUCUCCAAAGGAAGACAAAAGUCGCAAACGUUGUCUUGGUUGCCUAAUCAGAAGAUUGCAUAAUAUGACAGCGGGAGUGAAAUCUACCCAGUGAUCUUAAUUUAAGGUUGAGGAAUCGUGAUGCGAUCAAUGUUGCACUCGAGCCGCUCAUCAGUCCUACUUACCCGGACUGCCGUUGUAUUUAACCCUUCGAUCUGAUGACAAAUCAACAAACACGAAUCUAUAUUGAUUAUAUCCACCGAAUGAUAUUUUAAGUACUUUUAAAAAGUUCAAGCAGUCUGAAGAGGACGUCUGUUCUGGCCGCAAUUGAACACUCUCUGAAAAACAUCCAUUGGUUGAGUCGCCAUCCCAAGUUUACACAGGACAAGCCUGAUCAUGUGAAUUGA
Hippocampus comes (tiger tail seahorse) is the source of this 3989-nucleotide messenger RNA. It is a transcript of the gene sfpq, whose product is annotated as splicing factor proline/glutamine-rich. The transcript is spliced from 10 exons. NCBI's taxonomy places the organism in Eukaryota, Metazoa, Chordata, Actinopteri, Syngnathiformes, Syngnathidae. Gene Ontology annotation, molecular function: RNA binding. The coding region runs from base 122 to 2329 and encodes 735 amino acids. The record is from RefSeq and is a predicted model, not a curated record.